This is a messenger RNA of Mixia osmundae IAM 14324, 192 nucleotides long. RefSeq lists its product as uncharacterized. The transcript is spliced from 3 exons. Lineage: Eukaryota; Fungi; Basidiomycota; Mixiomycetes; Mixiales; Mixiaceae. Bases 1 to 192 code for a protein of 63 amino acids. The record is from RefSeq and is a predicted model, not a curated record.
AUGUUCUCAAUGCUCAAGAUCAUUGCUCUUGUGGGAUUCGUCGCUCUUGUAGCUGCCGUCAAGGAUCAAGAUAGCUGCGGAGCUGGUAUGACUUGGCAGUGUGGUCACCACGGCUGCGACACGCCCAACAACGUUUGCCUUAACGACCGCAAGCUCAACUGCUGCGCGUGUGUCGAUCCCGAGAACUGCUAA